Molecule: messenger RNA, 345 nt
Organism: Protopolystoma xenopodis
Lineage: Eukaryota; Metazoa; Platyhelminthes; Monogenea; Polystomatidea; Polystomatidae
Source: the annotation of a GenBank genome assembly
AUGUCGUUCUGCGUGUCUGUCGGCGCACACAUUCGCUCCACGUCUUCUCGACACCGCUUCCUGCGCCUGGACCGGGCACUUUGUCCUCUCCUCCUCUCCUCUCCUUCACUUCUCUACUUCUCCAGGCACCCACGCCUGUCCGGGGACUCGACUGUCCGGCUGUUGGUACCACGACGAUCGGUUGACCGGUCGCUAUGGCUGAUCGACAAGUCGUGUCGUCUUGUGGACAUGCAUCACUUGAGUCGCAUGUCGAGUCGAGCCCCUCGGUUCGGACACGGUUUCGAGGGGGCUUGCGCCUCACUUACCACAUCAUGUGUGUGUAUGUGUGUGUGUGUGUGUGUGUGA